AAUGAUUUUUGUAUAAGUUAUCCUUGCCUAUACAGGAAUGGUUUUUCUGAUUGGGCCAAUAUAUUAUUGUAAUAUUAAAAAAAUGAAAGUGUGGGUAAUAAGGUUUAACAACGGACCAAUCGUCAACAGCACUAGUGGACUGGCCACCCACUAGAGCCGUUAGCUCAAUCAAAACACUCCCGCAUUAGCGGGGAUGUUGUGGUGGGGCUAGGAGCCUGGGGUUCGAGUCCCAGGCAUCCUAGCUUUUUUUAUUUUUAACCUUUUUUGAGGUCACGUGUAAAAAUCCCACUUAUUCUGGCCAAUCAGAGCUUUUAAAUUCCGGGAAUCAUUCUUUUACAAGGAAUGAUUCCUGUUAAAAAAAUGAUUAUUUCGUAAAAUAUCGUAUUAGCCAUAACAAAGGUUAGAAUGAGAAAUAUGAUUCCUGAAACCCAUACACUGCCGCUACGGUAGAGACCGACGCGGCAAAUAAAAAAAAGUUAUCGAAGUUGAAGGCGAUAAGCCCCUCAGCGACAAGCCAUUUGAAUUCUACAUUCAAUUCCUAUUUCAUACGAUUUCACACACCUCAAAAUAUCGUUGAAUUUUCCUUUUUACCUUCAUAUUCUUUUAUUCCUAAACUUUAAUUAUCACCAUGGGUUGGUUUUGGGCAGACGGUCCUCAGAUCAAUGCCCAAUCACAACCUUUGUCGCAUCGCUCUUUUGGAUCCCAAGAUGGAGGGCGUAUACCCCCUCCAGGUUGUCCUAUGCAUAAACACCAGAAGUCAGCCGAUGCAUUGACUUCUCUCCCAGCUGCCUGCCCAGUGAAGCAUACCCCCGAUGCAACUAAACCUCCCUCGGCAUGUCCUGUGCCCCAUGAGUCUAGAGGUGACUGGAAAGAAGAGCGCGAUUCACAAUCGACAUUCUCGAAACUAAACCCUCUAAAUUACAUGUUUCGCGACCUUUCGCAAGCACCGGCUCCGGACCAAACACAAGCUCUCCCCACCUCUCGAGAACCUUCUACUAUUCCCAGAGGCGAUGGCGACGGUAAUUGGGAAUACCCAUCUCCUCAGCAGAUGUAUAAUGCUCUCCUUCGCAAGGGUUACACAGACACAGAUGUUACUGCGGUAGAGAGCAUGGUGAGUGUGCACAAUUUCUUGAACGAGGGAGCAUGGGCCGAAAUCAUGGAUUGGGAAAAGCGAUUCGCGGGAGGUCUAUAUAAGGGAUGGCGUUUGUGCAGCCAUGGCGAACAGAACUUCGAGAAUAUGGCGAAAAAAUACGGAUAUGAGAAGGAAGUGGAGAAUUUGAGCCCGAGUCUUGUUAGGUUCCAAGGGCGACCGAAGGACAUGACGCCAAAGGCUACUAUGUUCCAAGUCAUGGGCUGGCUCUACCCCGCGGCAUUUGGUACUGAGCCGCCCUUCGAUCGACACGACUGGUACGUAUCCCGAGAUACGGACGGCCAACGGAAAGAAGUUCGUUACAUUAUUGACUACUACUCUGGACCACCUGAGCCUACGGGCGAGCCAGUAUUCUUCCUUGAUGUUCGGCCUGCCAUGACACCAAGCGGAGCAGCUGAGAGGGCAUUAAGAUGGGGAUGCGACGUAUGGUGGAAGGCUAUAGGAGGUGACAUCCGUGAGGAAGAAAAAUUGAGGAAGAUGAAAGGGUAAAGCGGCUAUAUAUGUGACGACUACGACUAUAAUUGAUGUCGAUUAGACACGGAGUUUUGGGUUACCUUUCGGGAUGUAAUAUAAGGGAAGGCUCAACGAUUCUUACGGCACCUGGCGACGCAUCAUGAUUACUCAAAUUCACGAAGUAUUUGUUUUCCUCUGUAUCAUAGUGUACAGCCUCUACCAUCCCCUCUUCAGCUAAAGAGUAGGAGUAAUAGACUACGUGUCUAAAUGAUAGACAAACUCCAUCAAAUGACCCAUAUGCUUACCUGGUAUCUUUAGUUGAUAUAGCAUGAAGCCUGCAAUUUUAGAAUGACAUAGCAGACGUUAACGCCGUGUGCACGUCUCCCUCCGGUAAUGCCUUUAUGUCGUAAAAUGCCGCCGGAGGAUACUAAUAAACCGGGUAAAUUGUCG
Molecule: messenger RNA, 2053 nt
Organism: Daldinia loculata
Lineage: Eukaryota; Fungi; Ascomycota; Sordariomycetes; Xylariales; Hypoxylaceae
Product: cytochrome c/c1 heme-lyase
Exons: 3
Coding region: 629-1639 (336 amino acids)
Biological process (GO): cytochrome c-heme linkage
Cellular component (GO): mitochondrion
Molecular function (GO): holocytochrome-c synthase activity
Source: RefSeq, a predicted model, not a curated record